Molecule: messenger RNA, 981 nt
Organism: Iphiclides podalirius (scarce swallowtail)
Lineage: Eukaryota; Metazoa; Arthropoda; Insecta; Lepidoptera; Papilionidae
Source: the annotation of a GenBank genome assembly
AUGUCAACUGCUACUUCCGUUCCAAGCCGAAUAGUGCCUAAAGUACCUGAUCCAUGCACCCCACCUGCACGUGAACCUGAACCUUCAACUGCUGCUCCCUGUGCUUCACCGGCUCCCACACCAGCACCCACCCAAAUAGUACCAAAGGUCCCAGAACCAUGCAUCACCCCAGCACCCAAACCUGAACCUUCAACUGCGGCUCCCUGUGUUACACCGGCUCCAAAACCUGCACCCACCCAAAUAGUACAGAAGGUUCCAGAACCAUGCAUCACCCCAGCACAUAAACUAGAACCUUCAACUGCUGCUCCCUGUGUUACUCCGGCCCCCACACCAGCACCCACCCAAAUAGUACCAAAGAUCCCAGAACCAUGCAUCACCCCAGCACCCAAACCUGAACCUUCAACUGCGGUUCCCUGUGUUACACCGGCUCCGACGACUGCACCCACCCAAAUUGUACCAAAAGUACCAGAACCUUGUACCAGCCCCUCACGUAAACCAGAACCUUCGACUUCAGCACCUUGUGUUACACCUGCUCCUACUCCUGCACCGACCCAAACAGUACCAAAAGUGCCUAAACCUUGUGUCAAAUCUACACCAAAACCAGAACCCUCGACAUCUGCCCCCUGUGUUAUACCCGCCUCUACCCCCGCCCCUACACCAGCUCCUACCCCUGCACCGACCCAAGUAGUACCAAAAACGCCUGAACCGUGUGAUACGUCAGCACCGAAUCAGGAAAUAAAGGUAACGCCAGCACCGGCUGUCAUAUCACAGACACAAGCACCGACCAAUGCUCCUUCUGCCCCGACCAACUGUCAAAACGGUGAAAUCUAUCCUUCAAGCAGCGGCAGCUGUGAUCAGUUCCUUAUGUGCUACAACAGAGUGCUGGUCUUGAUGAUCUGUCCUCCCGGCCUAGCAUUCAACUAUAAUACGAAGAGCUGUGAUUGGUCAGCAAACGUACCGGCGUGUAGUGCUGGAGCAUAC